CAUGGGGCGGCAUGAGCAGUUCUUUCCCUUCCCUCUAGACGGGUAGAUAGAAAGUGUGUGUGCCCCUGCCCCCACAGAAAAAGAAAGCAGCUGACUUGAUGUGGUAUAGGUUCUCCCCCUCCCUGCCCCUCCGCCGUCCCAAAGGGGUUUGAUUUGAUCUGCAUCUCUGUGUGUGUGGAGGGUGGCGCAGAGGCAGCGUGGUGCGUGGAGGAAAUAAUGCAGCCCUGAGGUGAGGUGAGGUGAGAGGUGGUACCACUGGCUCUUAGGGUGGUGGUGAAAGAUCUUGAUUGGGGCGAGUGAAGCCGGGGUGGUUGUCAUGAUGCGCCGUAGGGUCCAGCGCCGGGGUGGUUGCUGAUGCCGUGAUUGGGUUUGGUUUUCCUUUUCUUUCAAGCUGAUAUUAGAUCCCAUCUAGAGGUGAGAUUUGAGGGGGGAGGCAAACCUUGCGCCGAGAGGGCCUGAGGCAGAGCUUCUUCUCUCCGGUUGAUGGGUGCGGCACCACGGCUCGCCCGGGUCGAGGGGGAGCUCCGUGGUUGUUCUCCGGCGUGCUGCUGAUCGGGGAGGGAGCUGCUCCGGGCUUCCCGGAGGAGGAGGAGCAGGAAUUCUGCUGGCUUGCCUGUUAUUCUGGGGGAGAUACAACAACUUGAUCUUUGGUCCCUCCAGAAAGGUACUACUCUGCAUGCUCUCUGCUGCGCAGUGGUACACGGCAUUCAUUCAUUCGUUUGAUGAUAAGUAGAUACUACCAGCAGUGCAUCAUCUUUGUGUACUUCCUCUCUCCUGCCCUCGGUGCUGCUCAUUGUCAGCAGCUUUGACACACAAGUAGGAGGAGGAGCGGCGCCGGAGAUCUUGGGCUCUGGCAUGGGCUCGUUUGGGAUGGAGUGGAACCAGAGGAGCUCCGUGCUGUGGGACUGGGAGAAUUUCCCGCCGAUAGGCGGCGACAACCCCAAGAAUGCGAUGCAGGCCGAGCCAAGAUUCGCUGCCGUUGCGGCUGCCAUGGGGAAUGAACCGCUCAAUUCUUCUGGCGGCAGCGGCACCUUCUCUUCCAGCUCGGAGAUGGGGUAUGGCUCCUCCAAGAGCUCCAUAUCCGCGUCGAUCGAUUCUUCGUCCAAGGCUGGGAGCAACAUGGAGUUCAGAUUUGCGCCCGUCAAAAACCCUGACAGGAACACGAGCGAAAACACUGAGUUGGGUAAAGUUGACAACACGAGGACUGGAACGUCUCCGUCGUCUGUGGUGGCAGUGAGCAGUGGAGAGCCGGUGAUCGGCCUGAAGCUCGGCAAGAGAACCUACUUUGAGGAUGUCUGUGGAGGGCAGAGUGUCAAGAGCUCGCCAUCGGGUGCUGCGAGUGUGCCGAACAAAUCUCCUGCUUUGAGCAAGAAGGCAAAGGCGGAACAACAGAAGGCACAUAACUCAUACUGUCAGGUUGAAGGCUGCAAGGUUGAUCUCUCUUCUGUUAAAGAGUACCAUCGAAAGCAUAGAGUAUGUGAACUUCACUCUAAGGCUCCCAAAGUUGUUGUCGCUGGUCUGGAGCGGCGCUUUUGCCAACAGUGCAGCCGGUUUCAUGCUUUGUCUGAGUUUGACCAGAAAAAGCGAAGCUGCCGUAGGCGUCUCAAUGAUCAUAAUUCCCGCAGGCGGAAGCCACAGCCAGAAGCAAUUUCCUUCAGUUCGUCAAGGAUGUCUACGAUGUUUUAUGAUGCAAGGCAACAGCCAAAUUUCCUAUUCGGUCAGGCUCCAUAUGUUCAAAUGAGAAGCUGUGGAAGUUCUUCAUGGGAUGAACCAGGAGGCUUCAAAGUUACACACACAAAAGCUCCUUGGUUAAAGCCAACAACUGCUGCAGGUGUUGAUGGGAUGCAUUUAUCUAGUCAGCAGAUGUCGGACAAUGUUAUGCCGCAUGGUGCACAUCAUGGUUUCGAUGGGUUCAUGGCAUUCAAGGGAACUUCUACAAAGUUCCCUAAUCAAGGUGUCCAAGCUUCCGCUGUCGCCCCCAACUCCAGUGGCGCCCCGGAUCUUCAGCAUGCUCUCUCUCUUCUGUCAAGCAACCCAGUGGGUGCUGCCAACCUCCAGCCAACUUCCCAGAUGCACUCUGGGGUGGCUGCCAUUGCCGGCACCCCCAACCCCGCGAUGCACGUGCUGGGAUCAUCGGCAGGGCUCUGGCUAGACGGCGGGCCACCCCUAGAUGAUCACCCGCGGUUCCAGGUCUUCGAGCGCUUGGGGGACCACGACAGCGAGCUCCAGCUCCCAAAGCCUUCCUACGACCACGCCUCGCACUUCGACCGGAUGCACUGAUGACGACGGCGCUCCGAUCCGGUCACCCCGCUCGGUGCGUGAUUUUAUCACGCGAUCGACGCCGUUUGUUCGGUCUGAAACCCGGGAUCCUGCAUUUUCUUUGCUUGGUGCCGUUGCCUGCCUAGAGGCUUAUGGUUUGGCAAUGCCUAGAAUAAAGGCGCACACGAACAGACUUAGGAUCAAAUUGACCCGGUUGUGUUGCCAUGGAAGAAGAUCUUGAUCCAUCAUUUAGCCACUUGUCUGAAUAAUUCUGAACUUGCUAUGUUUCUGAAUUGCUUCUGCAACUGUAAGUGAUCACAGUUUUAAAUUCU
Molecule: messenger RNA, 2591 nt
Organism: Hordeum vulgare subsp. vulgare (domesticated barley)
Lineage: Eukaryota; Viridiplantae; Streptophyta; Magnoliopsida; Poales; Poaceae
Product: squamosa promoter-binding-like protein 3
Exons: 6
Coding region: 856-2280 (474 amino acids)
Cellular component (GO): nucleus
Molecular function (GO): DNA binding
Source: RefSeq, a predicted model, not a curated record